Molecule: messenger RNA, 4426 nt
Organism: Actinia tenebrosa (Australian red waratah sea anemone)
Lineage: Eukaryota; Metazoa; Cnidaria; Anthozoa; Actiniaria; Actiniidae
Product: leucine-rich repeats and immunoglobulin-like domains protein 3
Source: RefSeq, a predicted model, not a curated record
UGAAGAAUGAAUGAAUGAAAGAAAGAAAGAAAGAAAGAAGGAAAGAAAGAAAGAGAGAAAGAAAGAAUCAAUGACUUGUACGUCGAGUUUCCAACCCGAUGGAACGUAGCUUGGUCUCAUUUCAAAGAUAACAUGUCGUAUACAAAUGCCCUCUAACCUAACCAUUUUAAGCUCCUCAAAUGCAACUCCCCUUUGAUUGACAAACGUCCUAUUCAAACCAAAACAUAAAUUAUUCAUCAAGAAGCUAAGAUGCAUGAUUUGGUGCGUAGCAGGAGAACGACCGUGAAGUCAAGACGUCAAACUGACAGCAGAUAUUGCUUGGUGUAACCGAGAAAGACAGACUUAUGUCCGUUAUAAUAUAGAAUCGACAUGAAAUACACCAUUAUAGGUGCUUUACUGCUGGAAUUUCUUUCUUUAUCACACGUUAAAGGUUGUGUGAAUGUUAGACCAUUAGGAGUAGCCAAUAGGACAAUGGUUCCUGAUAUUAAGAUGUCGUCAUCAAGUUCUUUCAGAGAAUCAGUCGACUACCUCACGGCCAAACAUGGCCGAUUGUAUACGUCUAGAGCCUGGUGCCCAGCGAGUUUGGGAGGCGAUGAUUGGCUACAAGUGGAUAUGGGAAAUUAUUAUAAUGUGUGUGGUGUGGCGACACAGGGGAAGGAGUAUCGGACAGACGAGUGGGCGACUAACUAUACGUUAUCGAUAUCACUUGAUGGUGUUACAUGGGUGGAAUAUAAUGAGGACAAUAGAUUGAAGGUUUUUGCUGGCAACAUAGAUGGAGUCUCAGUUGUACGACAAAACGUCACUUCCGUCUGGGCGCGAUACGUUCGCUUCUAUCCACGGGGUUACCAACUAUGGCCGUGUCUACGAGUCGAGAUCUACGUCGAAUUCUCCCCACCUAUCAUCACAAUCAAACCAGAAACUCAAACUAUCGCAGUCGGCAACCAUCUCUUACUUAACUGUCUCUCCAAAGGCUCCCCAAAACCCAAGGUCACAUGGUCUCUUAACGGAAAUGACAUCAUCUUUGGCGAAGUGUUGUUAAAUGGUAGCUUGUUGGUGAAGUCGGUUGAAAAUGAUAAGAAUUUCGAAGGGGAAUAUCGUUGCGUUGCAACGAAUAAAGAAGGAUCAGCUUCCAGGAACGCCGUGGUUAUUGUUCACGAAAAACCUAAAAUUCUGAACUCCCUACCUUCCUACAGUCCAUAUCUCCGAGGGAAAACCGCUGUCCUGUCAUGCUACGGCGUUGGUGAUCCAGUACCUUCUAUCACGUGGACAAAAGAUGGCAGCCCGCAUAUACCACGUGGUACCAUACAUGCUGAUGGUCAUGUCCUCGUGAUCAGUCAAAUAUCAGCACGUGACCAGGGCGUGUAUCGAUGUGUGUUGUCUAACUAUCUUGGCUUCGCAAUGUCUGCUACCAAUCUUACAAUUUUAGAUCGACCAACCAUAGAUACAGUACGAACACGAAAAACUAUACGCGCCAUUCUAUACCAUACUAUUAAUAUUGGUUGUUAUGGAAACAGUAUCCUGCCUUUAACCUAUACAUGGACAAAAAAUAAGGUGGCAGUUACAGAUAGUGAUAAUCAUGGAAACAAUAUGGUUCGAGUAUUCGGUAACUUGUUGAUAAUCACCCCAAAUGAACCACGUGAUUAUGGCACGUAUGUGUGUCACGUGAACAAUACGGUGGACACAGCAAUGUUUGAGAUCGAGGUUGUUCCAUUUCACCACGAAACGAACCAAUCAGCAGGCACAUUUGCAGCUCUCAGCAACUCACCUUCCUCCUGUGAAGCCCGCCUUGGGAUCAUCAUUUCACUAGUGAUAGUAUUCCUUCUAUCCCUGGCUCUCAACUUACGUCUAAUCUACCGAUACCGCCAAAUGAAGAACGCUAGUAAAGCCUCAUUGAAGUCAAUUUCCUUGGGGAAGAAGAUGAAUGCCGAGGGUUCAAAUCUUAUGAAGGAUACAGAGAUAGCUUGGGAUAACCUAAUACCUGCAGGACACGGUGGCCCGUUCGUGAAUGCAGGAAUCGAGAGAGACACAGAGCCUGCGAUUCAUUACAGAAAACAAGUUGACGAUGACUAACAUCUCUAGUUCGGUUGUCUAUAAAUUACGCCGCGUUUGGCAAUCAAGGGUAGUGUCGUCAUAUUUCUGCGGUGCUCUCCUCAAGGAUGGUGUAGUUACUAUACUGCAUGCCUCUGAUCGCCUCUCACUUCUGGGGUCUCGAGUUCUAUUCCUGGACUCGGCUUUACAUGUCAGUAGAGAGAGACCAUGAAGUUUUUGUUUUUACCGGUUCUUAGCUGCUUUUUCUCCCUACACAAAACCGGAGACACUAAAUUGCAAUUCUAUCUGUGAGUUAGCCAUGCCCUGACUUAGAUCAGCCCAGAGGUUGUUCAGGGUUUGAUCUGUGAGUUAGCCAUACCCUGACUUAGAUCAGCCCAGAGGUUGUUUCAGGGUUCAAUCUGUGAGUUAGCCAUACCCUGACUUAGAUCAGCCCAGAGGUUGUUUCAGGGUUCAAUCUGUGAGUUAGCCAUACCCUGACUUAGAUCAACCCAGAGGUUGGUUCAGGGUAUCAAUAAGACGUGAAUGUGAAAAUGAUUGUGGGAGACACGGGCCGAGGUGGAUAGCUCAAACACUAUUGGAUAACGUUUGAAUCAAUCUUGCUUUCUGAUUGGACGGUCUAUCUUUAGACCAUAAAGAGGGUUCUCGUAAAGAUGGCUCUUGGGAAACAAUAAAUUCGGGUCAUUCUUGACACAGAUUCAUUUAAGGUAAUGAGCGAGAAAAACUCUUGCAUCAAAAUCAACCCUAGAGAUGAAGACAUACUACGCAUGCUCGAGAAAAUGAUGGAAGCUUAUGGAAACAUUCUUACAAACAAAUACAACAAAACAAAAUGUUUUCUAGUUUUCUAGCUGGAUUUUUCUGUUUGAGAGUGAUGCUUUUAAGGUAGCAAUACACCGAAUCGAAAUAUGGCGAUCAAUUUGAAUAACUAUUGUUCUCCACUGACUAGCGACUAACUAGCCUCGUGUUCACAUGGAAACAUAAAAGCAUUUUCACAUGUAUAGGAGGCUAGUCAGUCGCUAGUCAGUGUAGAACAAUAGUUAUUCAAAUUGAUUGCCAUUUUUCGAUUCGGUGUAUAAAAUAAAUGUUUUAAGGAGGGAGGAUGGAGAGGAGAGAGGAUUAAAGCCGACGGCUAUCCAAAGUUGACUUCUCCAUUGUAAUAUUCCAAGCAUGCAUAAUACAUUCUUCCUCCGUCAUUAAGAAAUUAGGUCACUUGCAUUAUAGCAUCAUUUACUGCCACUACCAGAAUCCCUUGAACACUUUCUUUCGUUCAGUUAAUUAGCACCAAUUGAGGGAAUACAAAUUUGAAUAAAAAAGAAAAUUCGCAAAGCAUUUUGGUAGUGGUGGUAAAAUGACACUAUAAUGCCAACGGUUGUUCUCUUUUCGCGCGUAUAUUUUCCAUGCUAUUGGCAGUUCUAUUAUUAUUCAUUAUGAUUGGGUGAUUAAGCAGGAAAUAAGCCAAUCAGAGGUAGGUACUUGUAUACGUAAUGAAUGAUAGACAUUCUGGGUUCUGGGUAGCUUGUUUAUGUGGUCCUCAACUGAUAAUCUAGAAAGAAAAUAAUAUUAUGAGAAGAAGAAAAAUGAAAUAAAAUUUGUGAGAAAUAAAAAGUUCGAUAUUUCCACAGGGUGCCCAACUACCCUAUUUCAUUAUGACGUCACAUGAAAAAAGUCUCUUGUUUUAACGCUAAUAAUCAUGGUCGUGGGAGGAGGAUAAAAGGGCAACAACACAAAGAAAACUGUGAAAAUUUUGUAUUUUAUAGAACUUAGUAAAGCAAUAGAGUACAAACACUAAAAGUGUACAACACUUUGCACUAUUUAGUGGUAAAUAGUGCUAAUUAAACAAUAGAAAACAAUAGGAUUAGCAUAAUUUACAGUAUUUAGUGGUAUUUAUGUUACACACUUAUAGUGUUUGUACUCUAAUAGCAACCAAAUACUGGUUUAGGAAAUGUCUGAAAACCAAAAAUCAGGGCUAUCAAUAAGCCUGAAGCGAGAUGACGUUUUACCCCGACUCUAUACACCAUAAUAGUUUUUAAAAUUCUUUCAUAUUAAAAUUUUUGAUUCCUUAGAGAAUACAGGAACAACAGUCAUAAUUAAAGAACAAAAGCAGCGUGAAAAGGAUUAUGGUCUAGAGACGGGGGUAAAACGUCAUCUCCCUUCAGGCUUAUUCUGCUGCAGGGUAAAGGUAGUCCAUAUUGUUUUCGUUCUUCAUCAUUUUGUCACCCUUAUAAACAAGGUGUGACUUCAUAGUGAUAUAGGGYAAUUCUGCUGCAGGGUAAAGGUAGUCCAAAUUGUUUUUGUUCUCCACCAUUCUGUCACCCUCAUAAACAAGGUGUGACGUCAUAGUGAUAUACGGCAAUUGAAAUAAACUGAGUUAAAAGCGUUA